Molecule: messenger RNA, 4379 nt
Organism: Larimichthys crocea (large yellow croaker)
Lineage: Eukaryota; Metazoa; Chordata; Actinopteri; Sciaenidae
Product: ephrin type-B receptor 4
Exons: 20
Coding region: 1-2844 (947 amino acids)
Biological process (GO): ephrin receptor signaling pathway; protein phosphorylation; axon guidance
Cellular component (GO): dendrite; plasma membrane
Molecular function (GO): ATP binding; protein binding; transmembrane-ephrin receptor activity
Source: RefSeq, a predicted model, not a curated record
AUGGAGGUUCUUCUGCAGACCAUGAAGGUUCUGUGGGAGGAAGUGAGCGGAUUGGACGAUGAGUCGAACAGCGUGCGGACCUAUCAGAUCUGCACACUCGACAGUCCGUCGUCCUAUUGGCUGAGGACACGCUGGAUCCCUCGCAGGGCGGCGACCACGCUCUACGUGGAGAUCCGGUUCACCAUGAUGGAGUGUUCCGGGCUGAACCGCCGUCACUGCAAAGAGACCUUCAACCUGUAUUACUACCAGAGUGACAGCGACGAGGCCACGCCCACCCACCCGGCGUGGAUGGAGAACCCGUACACCAAGGUGUCCACGGUGGCCGCCGACCACCUGCUGCGCCAGGGCGGCGAGAAGCGCUUCAACGUCAAACUGCUGCGCCUGGAGCAGCUGAGGGGGGCGGGGCUUUACCUGGCCUUCCAGAGCCAGGGCACCUGCAUGGCGCUGCUGUCCGUACGCGUCUUCUACAGGAAGUGUCCGCCCCUCCGCCGCGCCUUCGCCUCCUUCCCUGAAACCAUCCCACACUCGCUGGUGGAGCAGGCCCAGGGUGUGUGCGUGGAGAACGCUGUGACUCCGCCUGGCGAGCAGUCACGGCCUCCCAGCAUGCUUUGCGGUGAGGAUGGUCAGUGGGUGGGGCAGCCGACGUCGAGCUGUGCCUGUCGUCCCGGAUACGAGGCGGGAGAGACGGACAUGCGCUGUCGAGCGUGUCCAUCGGGUCAGUUCAAGGCCCGGCCCGGGCCCGGCGGGUGUGACCUGUGUCCGGCCAAUAGCGUCGCGAUGAUCCCAGGCUCCGCCUACUGCCUGUGUCGCCCUGGUUACCAUCGAGCUGACUCCGACCCGCUGCACGCUGCCUGCACCCGCCCGCCCUCUGCUCCUCGCUCCAUCGUCAGUCAGAUCAACGACACCUCCGUCACCCUGGAGUGGAGCGAGCCGCUCGACCGAGGAGGACGGCCGGACCUCACAUACACACUGCUGUGCUCGCUGUGCCACGCCCCCAACGCCAAGGGAUUGGCUAGCUCCUGUUCUCCGUGUGAUGACAGCGUCCUGUACCGCCCGGCGCAGCGCGGCCUGACUCAGCGCCGCGUCAUCAUCUGGGGGCUCCGCCCACACAGCAGGUACACCUUCACCAUCCAAUCACUGAAUGGCGUCUCUGCUCUCAGCCAAUCAGAGCCAGCCUCGGACAGAGUCAACAUCACCACCAGCAGAGAUGUUCCUCCUCCGGUCUCCGGCCUCAGGAGGCCGUCGGCCUCAGAGAACAGUCUGUCUCUGGAGUGGAACGUUCCGGUUCUUCAGAACCAGUACCAGAUCCUGGACUACCAGCUGCGCUACAGCCCCAAGGACGGCGAGGAGGCGGGUCAGUGGCAGUACGUCUCCAGCAGGUCUUCUUCGGUGGUGCUGAGCGGGCUGCAGAGGGCGCUGCAGUACCAGGUCCAGGUCCGUGCACGCUCGCAGGCCGGGUACGGAUCGUUCAGCACAGCGAGCAGCUUCAGCACGCUACCUGACGGUGUCGCUCACUCUCAGCUGGUUCUGACCGGGGUUCUCGUCUCCAUGGGGAUACUCCUGCUCAUCGCCGUAGUGAUCGUCGCCGUGUACUGUUACCGGAAGGUGAAGGACUCAGAGGCGGCCGAUAAGAGCGGACACUAUCAGAUGGGACAGACAAUGAAGGUGUACAUCGACCCGUUCACGUAUGAGGACCCCAAUGAGGCCGUGAGAGAGUUUGCCAAAGAGAUCGAAGCGUCCUUCGUGAAGAUCGAGGAGGUGAUCGGAGCAGGUGAGUUUGGUGAGGUGUGCCGCGGUCGGCUCAGGGUCCCCGGCAGGAAGGAGAACUACGUGGCAAUCAAGACGCUGAAGGGCGGGUACACGGAGAAGCAGAGGCGGGACUUCCUGUCGGAGGCGUCCAUCAUGGGUCAGUUCCAGCACCCGAACAUCAUCCACCUGGAAGGUGUCAUCACCACUUCCUGUCCCGUCAUGAUCCUCACCGAGUUCAUGGAGAACGGAGCGCUCGACAGCUUCCUGAGGGUGAAUGACGGUCAGUUUACGACCAUCCAGCUCGUUGGGAUGCUGCGCGGCAUCGCUGCAGGUAUGAAGUACCUGUCGGACAUGAGCUUCGUACACAGAGACCUGGCAGCUCGCAACAUCCUCGUCAACUCCAACCUGGUCUGCAAGGUGUCAGAUUUUGGCCUCAGCAGGUUCCUGACUGAGAACUCAUCCGACCCGACGUACACGAGCUCGCUGGGCGGAAAGAUCCCCAUCAGGUGGACGGCUCCGGAGGCCAUCGCCUACAGGAAGUUCACGUCAGCGAGCGACGCGUGGAGUUACGGUAUCGUCAUGUGGGAAGUGAUGUCAUACGGAGAACGACCAUAUUGGGACAUGAGCAACCAGGAUGUGAUCAACGCCAUCGAGCAGGACUACCGGCUGCCCCCGCCGCCGGACUGCCCGUCCUCUCUGCACGCGCUCAUGCUGGACUGCUGGCAGAAGGAACGAGCCAAUCGGCCAAGGUUCUGUGACGUGGUGGCGUCCCUUGAUAGACUGAUCCGAAACCCCGCCUCCCUGAAGGUGAUGCACCAAGAGGGCCCGAGUCCAUCCCAGCCUCUGUUGGACCAGCGUGUCCCUCCUCCUCUGUCGGCCUGUGGUUCUGUCUCUAAGUGGCUUCGGGCCAUAAAGAUGGAGCGAUACGAGCAGAGCUUCCUCCAGGCCGGAUUCACGAGCCUGGACAUCGUGUCGCAGCUCAACACCGAAGACCUGCUCAGAGUGGGCGUGACCCUCGCUGGCCACCAAAAGAAAAUCCUCUCCUCCAUUCAGACGCUCAGGAUACACAAAGCCCCGCCCACCCUCCUCUACUGACCAAUCACAGCCCUGCCCUGCCGUACUGUCCAAAACCCACAUCACUCAGGAUGACGCUGACCAAUGAACAUUCAUCAAAUCUGUCUGACCAAUCAGACGCCUCGUGUGAAACAGGAAGUAAACACUAAUGUCUCAUUAGACUCUGCCUACUUGUUAAUGUGACCAAUCAGAACCAAGGACGGAGUUGACCACCGACGAGCUGUUUUAAAGGUAAGCGAGUACCUGGUUGGUCAACACUCAGGACAUAUAGAACCCACCAGCCAAUCACUGCUCAGGAAACCAAAGCUCCUCCUACUCUGUCCGGGUCUUUUUUUAUUUUGGACUGCUGUCAGUCACUGGCCAAUCAGCUUCAAGGACAGCAGGAGUGUAACCCACCCAGAGCAGGGAUUGGCUCUGUGCCCCGUCCGUCACAGUGACGAGGACUGAACUGAGCCACUACGACUGCCGGGAGCCGACGCCAGGACCGACCAAUCAGACGCGUUGCUCUGUGGACUUCUCUUGACGCCCCGUUAGAAACUUUGCGUUGAACGUUUUCACAGGAAUUCCAAACCGAGCGUUCGGUAGUCUCCGUGGAUCCUGGAAUAUUCACCUGAAGGACAUCAGGACGUCCCGAGGGGACUUCUACUGUGAAAGGUCGACAUGUUCUGGUACUGCUUCAGCUUGGUUCUCUUCAGAACCUUUGGGGAAUAUUCCAGGACCGGCUCUGAAGACCCAACAUGACCUUUAUGCGGAAUACUUUAAGAAAACUGUAAAUCUGAACAUGUAAUCAAAGUACUGAGACUGUGCUGGUGACUUCUGGGAGAUUUUCUGGAUUAUUUCCGUCACUAUGAAGAACUGUUCAAAGUUCUACAGACAGCAGUAGUACUGUGGUAAAAGUACUCGUGUAUUUUAAGUCUGAGUCCUCAAACGUUCCCACCCGGACUGUCAGAUCAUGUUGAUAUCAAACACUAAUGACUGAACCGACGGUCCAAACGGACCUGACACGACGGGACCGUCGUCUGGUUCAUUCACGUCAAGUAAAAGUGACACGGGGACAAAAAAGUACCAAAAUAAAACGUCACUUUUUAUUUUACGUUGAACCUUCAGGACCAAAAACCAGUGAGAGGGCGAGAGUGGGAACUGUUGGAGGACUUCAUCAUGGACACGUUCGUUGGGUUGUAGAACUGUUGGAGGACUUCAUCAUGGACACGUUCGUUGGGUUGUAGAACUGUUGAUGUUUUUGUAUUUUAGCACUUUUUAUACCUGAUAUUUGAUCAUGUUGUUUUUAUACAGACUCAUUUUAUUUUGUAAAAAACAGACGUGUCUUUAUAUUUCAAAGAGGAUCAAACGUUCAGGACCAAAGAACUGUUUGUUGUUCCCAGAGGAACUCCACUGUCCGACAUGUUUCACGAAGCCAUCAGCUUUAAUCAACAUUUAACGUCUCCUUUGAUUGGUCCAUAGGUCCCCACACGUCAGCUAUCUGCACAUUAACACAUGUUGUUAUUUAGUCUCUGUCAGCCAAUCACAAUAAAGAUGAGCCGUCCUGCCCAAUAAGA